AUGAAAGUUUGGACCAUUUUCCUUGGCUUGAUUGGGACAUUUUCGAGCUGUUGCUUCGCGGCACGGAGCAUUCGACUUUCCGGCGAAGUCGCUGGUUCAGUCUGUUUGGGGACUUUACGGCGUGCGAACGUGCGGCAGUGUUACUUAAAGGUCCUUGUGAGAUUCGAAGAGCCAACGGUGCGGAUACGCAACGGUCAGCUCACAUACACACUCGCAGCACACAGUGUCUCAGCUCGGCGGUCUUGGUUUUGCAUUGUGAACCGUGCGGCAUACCAGGUCAUUUCAGGCAAGCUAACAGGGUAACAAGCUUACACAAGGAGCACUGAAAAGGAAGGAGCACUCCUGGCCCAAUUUCGACAUCAAAGACGGCAACAACGGCGGCCAGAAUUUUCUCACGUUUGGAUAGUGUCGAGGAGGUGCAACGCGGU
Drosophila ficusphila is the source of this 428-nucleotide messenger RNA. RefSeq lists its product as uncharacterized. The record is from RefSeq and is a predicted model, not a curated record. The transcript is spliced from 4 exons. NCBI's taxonomy places the organism in Eukaryota, Metazoa, Arthropoda, Insecta, Diptera, Drosophilidae. The coding region runs from base 1 to 303 and encodes 100 amino acids.